Messenger RNA from Sinocyclocheilus grahami, 2213 nucleotides. Its product is annotated as probable serine/threonine-protein kinase kinX. Bases 133 to 1566 code for a protein of 477 amino acids. Lineage: Eukaryota; Metazoa; Chordata; Actinopteri; Cypriniformes; Cyprinidae. The transcript has 10 exons. The record is from RefSeq and is a predicted model, not a curated record. Gene Ontology annotation, cellular component: endoplasmic reticulum; membrane. Gene Ontology annotation, biological process: peptidyl-aspartic acid hydroxylation. Gene Ontology annotation, molecular function: peptidyl-aspartic acid 3-dioxygenase activity.
GGUUGCUAUGGGCCUCGGUGUAUGAAGGCGUAGGGAUUUGAUUUUGCAGGGCAUCCGUACCAGAGCUGAGACUGGAAUUACAGUCAGUUUAUUUGUUACAGAACAAGAAACGUCGAAGAACUUUCACUUGCAAUGGCUAAGAAAAAUGCAAAAGGACCAGUUAAAAAAGAGGCCAAGCCACAGCAGGCACAUAAGAAUGGAAAGAAAGCAGAGGUUGGAGGAGGAACCUCGUUUUUCAGCUUGUUCAUGGUUUUGGCUCUCCUGGGCGUCUGGACCUCUGUGGCUGUGGUGUAUUUUGACCUUGUUGACUAUCAAGGUGUAAUUGCCAAAGCAAAGGACUUGCACUAUAAUCUUUCAGAGGUACUACAAGGUAAACUUGUGUCCUAUGAUGCUGAUGGUGAUGGAGACUUUGAUGUGGAAGAUGCUAAAGUACUACUAGGACUGAAAGAUAAAUCCACUACUGAGACCAGUGAAUCAGUUGAGAGAACCCUUGCUGAACCAGUGGAAGAAGCUCCUGAAUCUAUCGUGGAGGAAGUAAUCCAAGCCACUAAAGUUAAAGAAGCAGCUCAGCCACCACCAGAACCAGAGACUGUGGAAGAGGAGCCUGUUCCUGUGGAAGAAGAACCUCUGGCAGUAGACGAUGAGCCCACUUCCGCAGAAGAUGAAGUAGCCGAGGAGGAACCAGAGGUUGAAGAAGAGCAAGAAGUUCCUGAGGAAGAACCAGAAGUUGUGGAGGAAGAGUCUGAGGUUACAGAGACUGUUCCAAUUGAGGAAGAGGCUUUUGAUGAGGCACUGGAAGAGCCUGCAAAAGAGGAAGAGGUCAUAGCAGUUGAAGAACCGGUUGAGGAAGCUGCUCCAGUGGAAGAAGCAGUAGAGGAGGCUGCAUCAGUGGAAGAAGCAGUAGAGGAGACUGCAUCAGUGGAAGAAGCUGUGGAGGAGGUUGUACCGGUAGAAGAAGCAGUGGAGGAGGUUGUACCGGUAGAAGAAGCAGUGGAGGAGGUUGUACCGGUAGAAGAAGCAGUGGAGGAGGUUGUACAGGUAGAAGAAGCAGUGGAGGAUGUUGUACCGGUAGAAGAAGCUGUUGAGGAGCUUGAACCGGUAGAAGAAGCAGUGGAGGAGGUUGUACAGGUAGAAGAAGCAGUGGAGGAUGUUGUACCGGUAGAAGAAGCUGUUGAGGAGCUUGAACCGGUAGAAGAAGCUGUUGAGGAGCUUGAACCGGUAGAAGAAGCUGUUGAGGAGCUUGAACUAGUAGAAGAAGCAGUAGAGGAACCUGAACAAGAGGAGGAACCUGAAACAACAGAACCAGUGGAAGAAGUAGAAACACCUGAAGAGACAGUUGAGGAGUCAGUCUCUGCAGAAGAAACUGGAACAGAAGAGGAAGUUAUAAUAGAAGAAACAGAUGAGCAAGUUGAGGAAGAUGAGGAAGUACACGACUCCACAUCGGAGGAAACAGAGCUUGAGGCAGAGAAUUGGGAAGAAGAGGAGGAUGCCGCUGAUGAAGAAGAGCAGCCUGAGGAGGACGAAGCAGAGGAAAUUAACCAAACAGAAGAGCCCACAGAAACAUAAAACAUUAGGCAGUAUGUGAGAUGCGGAGAGGACCAGCACCACAUGGCAUUCCACUGGAAGUGUGCAGCUGCCAAUUCCCAUCAUGGAGUAAAAAAAAAAAAACGCUACUAUUUCCCUUUAAUUUUCCUGGAUUUUCUUUUCUUUUUAUUUUUUUGGACACUCAAGCCUGUUUGUUAAUUGAUAAUGCAGUCUCUAUGUGUACAAGUACACAUUUAUUUGAAUGUUUUGUCAACUUUUGUUUGGUGAUUUGACUCUUACCCCUUUUCUCUUUCGAAUCCUUUUUCUUUAAUUUCAGACAAAGCUUUUUCCCCAUCCUCUAACAUAGAUGUUAAGUAGCCUUUUUUGAAUGAUCAUUGAUGAUAGUUUGGUUGUAGUUUCCAAUCCUGUGUGUACGAACACCUUCAUGUUGCUUUGUAGCUCAGAGAUCUUCAUAUUCAACUCGGCACUGAAUUUAUCAGUGUUUCUUUCUUCAACAAAUCUGACGUUUUGCUUCAAUGUGAAGGUACUAUGCAAAGCUGCACUGAUCUUUCUCUAUUUUUACCCUUAGGUUUUGUACUACCAAUAUGUAUUGAGUCUACAUUUCCAAUGUUGCAUAUCAAGGACAAGUUUAUGCUGGCAGGUUUUGCUAUGUGAACUUUGUAUGGAGU